AUGGCACCCUCUGAUGACCUUAAAUCGCAUGCCGCCUCCUCUCAUGACUUCUACGCGCUACUAAGCUUGCCUCCCACCGCCGCGGAAGCGGAGAUUCGCCGCGCAUAUCGGAGGACGGCAUUAAAAUAUCAUCCGGAUAAACUUACGAACCCUACGCCUGCGGACAUCGACAAAUUCCAUCGUCUUCAGAUCGCCUACGAUGUGCUCUCAGAUCCGUCGAUACGACAACUCUACGACAAUGCGCGCGAAGCACGGGAGAGAAAGAAGAGGGAGACUGAGAUGCUGGAAGGGGUUAGGCGUAAGAUGAAGGAGGACUUAGAGGCAAGGGAGCGUGGUGUAAAACGGACAUGGACUGGGGUUCCCAUGCAGGGAAAUCUUGGUGUUGAUGAUAAUGCGGAAGAGAAACUGGAACAAGAGAUUAAGAGACUAGCAGAGGAUGGGAGAAGGAGAAGACGAGAGAAGGAAGAAUUACUGAGGAGGGAGGUAUUAGAGGAAGAGGAAAGGCUGGAGUUAGAAAAGGAAGAGAGGGAACGUGCCGCCCAGUGCGAGAGUAGAGCCCGUCACCCAAAUGUCGGAGGUACAUCGGUUCCUGAGAUUGAUAGAACUGUCAAAGUCCGUUGGCCUCGGGAAGGUGCUGGAUUAGAAUUGGAUAAGGAUCGUCUUGAAUUACUCUUCUCCGUCUUCGGCAAGGUUGACAGUGCGUUUACACUUAAAGACAAAAGACAAAGAGUGGGUGAGAAGAAGGAAAGAAAGACAGUGGCGACUGGAGUUGUUGUCUUUGCCUCUAUUGUUGGCGCCCAUGCUGCAGUGGGAGACUAUAAGCACCAGAAGGGCAAAGAUUGGGAGAUAAUCGAAUCAGUUUAUUGGGCCUCGAAUAAGGAACCUGAUUUCCAUAGACCAUCAGCUUUUCCACACCAACAGGAAGAGCAGACAAGAUCAACCGCGCCUACUUCUAUCUCGGCCACCAAAUCAAGGGAUAAAUUUAAUUUUCCAGGACUCAACACAUCAUCGUCUCCUGCUAAAGAAGAAGAACAUGGACUGAAGAAGACUCCAUCGUUUGCCUCUUUCUCACCCGCUGAAUUCAAGAGACCAAAUGGUUCGUCCUCAACAGGACACUUCGGCCUUAGGCCAAACAGCCCUAGUUUAGAAGAGCUCACUAUGAUUCGGUUAAAGAAUGCUGAGAGAAAAAAGCUGGAAGAGCAGAUUAAGAAAGAGGAUGAGCUGCUGCCGCUGCAGCAGGAUGAAAAAUCGCGUGAAUUUGGCGUGCUGUCUGGAUCAAAGACAUAA
This is a messenger RNA of Histoplasma mississippiense, 1287 nucleotides long. RefSeq lists its product with no specific name. Gene Ontology annotation, cellular component: spliceosomal complex. The coding region runs from base 1 to 1287 and encodes 428 amino acids. NCBI's taxonomy places the organism in Eukaryota, Fungi, Ascomycota, Eurotiomycetes, Onygenales, Ajellomycetaceae. Gene Ontology annotation, biological process: spliceosomal complex disassembly. The record is from RefSeq and is a predicted model, not a curated record. The transcript has a single exon.